Messenger RNA from Trichoderma citrinoviride, 801 nucleotides. Its product is annotated as HET-domain-containing protein. Lineage: Eukaryota; Fungi; Ascomycota; Sordariomycetes; Hypocreales; Hypocreaceae. The transcript is spliced from 2 exons. Bases 1 to 801 code for a protein of 266 amino acids. The record is from RefSeq and is a predicted model, not a curated record.
AUGCGUCUUAUCAACACCAGCACAUUGAAGCUGGAGGAAUUCUCCGAAGAGGACGCUCCUCCUUAUGCGAUUUUAUCCCACACCUGGGGGAAUGACUCUGAAGAACUCACAUUCCGUCAAGUUGUCAAUGGGGAAACCGACAAAGGAAACCUUGGCUCAAUCAAGCUGAGGGGAUGCUGUCGACAGGCCCAGAAAGAAGACCUCGGAUAUGCUUGGAUCGACACCUGCUGUAUUGACAAGACCAACCUCGUCGAGCUCAGCGAGGCCAUCAACUCCAUGUAUCGAUGGUACAAUCGUGCUUCCGUCUGCUACGCAUAUUUGUCCGACGUUCCGGAUAACGACGAUCCCCCGAGGCCCGGAUCCAAGUUCCGGUCCAGUCGAUGGUUCCAGCGAGGUUGGACUCUGCAAGAGCUUCUAGCCCCGAAGCAUCUGCGGUUCUACAAUGCGGAAUGGCGGUCGAUUGGCACCAAGGGCACCAUAUGCACUGUUAUCAAGAACAUCACUCGCGUGCCGCAGCAAUACCUACUCGGUAUCGCCAGUUUACAUAGCGCGAGUGUUGCACAACGCAUGUCAUGGGCCGCGCAGAGGCGCACAAAGCGAGCCGAAGACAUCGCAUACUGCUUGCUAGGCAUCUUCAAUGUGACGAUGCCAAUGAUUUAUGGAGAAGGAGGCGAACAGGCUUUCUUCCGCCUUCAGGAACAGAUCAUGAAGACCACGAGGGACGAUUCCAUCUUAGCAUGGGGCCUGAGCGAUGGGACCAGCGGUACUGGAUAUACGAUGAUGAUUUGUUUGCCCAGCUGA